Molecule: messenger RNA, 2478 nt
Organism: Oncorhynchus masou masou (cherry salmon)
Lineage: Eukaryota; Metazoa; Chordata; Actinopteri; Salmoniformes; Salmonidae
Product: serine/threonine-protein phosphatase 6 catalytic subunit
Exons: 7
Coding region: 41-958 (305 amino acids)
Biological process (GO): G1/S transition of mitotic cell cycle
Cellular component (GO): cytoplasm
Molecular function (GO): protein serine/threonine phosphatase activity
Source: RefSeq, a predicted model, not a curated record
CUCAGUUACUUCCGAUUUGUCUGCGGUUGUUGUUUUUAAAAUGGCGCCGUUGGACUUGGAUAAGUAUGUUGAGAUUGCAAGACAGUGCAAAUAUUUACCAGAAAACGACCUAAAGAGAUUAUGUGACUACGUAUGUGAUUUGCUGCUCGAGGAAUCAAAUGUUCAACCAGUAUCCACUCCCGUCACUGUUUGUGGAGACAUUCAUGGCCAGUUUUAUGACCUAUGUGAACUCUUCAGAACUGGUGGACAAGUUCCAGACACAAACUACAUUUUUAUGGGAGACUUUGUGGACAGGGGAUACUACAGCUUGGAGACGUUCACGUACCUGCUAGCCUUAAAAGCCAAGUGGCCGGACCGCAUCACGCUUCUACGAGGAAAUCACGAAAGCAGGCAGAUCACACAGGUGUAUGGCUUUUACGAUGAGUGCCAAACGAAAUACGGAAAUGCAAACGCCUGGCGAUACUGCACUAAAGUGUUUGACAUGCUAACAGUAGCUGCUUUGAUAGACGAGCAGGUCCUUUGUGUGCAUGGUGGCCUUUCACCUGACAUCAAGACCCUGGACCAGAUCCGCACAAUCGAGCGCAACCAAGAGAUUCCCCACAAGGGAGCCUUCUGUGACCUGGUGUGGUCGGACCCAGAGGAUGUGGACACCUGGGCCAUCAGUCCGCGAGGUGCAGGCUGGCUCUUUGGCGCCAAGGUCACUAAUGAGUUUGUUCACAUCAACAAUCUGAAGCUGAUCUGCCGUGCACACCAGCUGGUCCACGAGGGCUACAAGUUCAUGUUUGAUGAGAAGCUGGUGACGGUGUGGUCCGCGCCUAACUACUGUUACCGCUGUGGAAACAUUGCCUCCAUCAUGGUUUUCAAGGACGUGAACACACGGGAGCCCAAGCUGUUCCGUGCCGUGCCCGACUCUGAGCGGGUCAUCCCUCCCCGAACAACAACACCUUACUUCCUCUAAUGAGGAGCCAUUUUGUUCAGUUCCAUAAUAACCCCCAGCCUCUUCCCCUUUUGCCCCUAUUCCUUUUGGUGUUUGCAGUCUUAAGGGAGGGGAUUGGUGUAACUAAGAAAUAUCACAAUGGCUUCACAAUGGUCUGGUCCAUGACCAUAGCUCUUGUCCCUUCAAUGUUUACAGAUCUGAGGGAAUGAGAUGGGUGUUUUCAAUAUGAUAGAAGCUCCCCUAUACCUCAUUAGAAAGCUAGGUGGAGCGGUCACUAGUUUGUUUACUUUACGCCUGUCUGAUCCUUUCAGAUCUACAAACACCAAAGUGAUGCUUCAAUCAGUCAAUUGAUUCACAUCAGCAGUUGUCGCAAAGUGCUUUAACCGAUAUCCAGCCUAAAACCCCAAAAAGCAAGCAAUGCAGAUCGUGAUGCACAGUGGCUAGGAAAAACUCUAGAAAGGCAGGAACCUAGGAAGAAACCUAGAGAGGAACCAGGCUCUGAGGGGUGGCCUCUCCUCUUCUGGCUGUACCAAGUGGAUAUUAUAAGAGUACAUGUCCAUUUUGGCCAGAUUGUUCUUCAAGAUGUUUAAACAGUCAUAGAUGACCAGCGCAGGGUCAAAAAAUAGUCAGUGGUUAUAGAAGGUGCAACAGGUCAGCACCUGGAGUACAUGUCAGUUGGCGGAUCAGCAGAUGCUUCUGGGCUGAAUCUUCUAAUGGGUUUAGGGUCAGUUAUCUAUAUAUUUUGUUAUACCUAUCUGGUUCCUUGUUAUCUGCAAAGAGGUUUAGGUUAACGGUUUUGGGACUGGGCUAUUGUCCCCACUGUUAACUACCCCCCCACCCCCAACUUCUCCCAAGGGGACUUGCAUCUCUCUGUUUGUCUCCAUUUUUGUCUUGAAAUAUACAUUCUCAGACCUUCCCCUUCCCUUGAAAGUAUUUGAUGUUGUCUAAUGUGUUUUUAUUUGCUUUUUAUUUUUUUUAUUUUUUUUACAGAUAACCUGCUUUAAUUUAUACUCCCUCAAAUUCCAUUCGAUGGUAGUAAAUGGGACAUGCAUUUCCAAUAAAAUUGAAUUGUAUGAAUACUCAAUGUUCUGCAGCUUUGUGCAUAUUUAAGUCAUUCAUCUGCUCUGCUUCUUUAUAGGGUUAUCGUAUGAUGUCGGAGUGAAUUCCUUUGAUUGCACCGUGUCACAGAAUUCCAUGUUAACUAUUGAAUGGAGUUUCAGUGGUGUGUUUUGAGUGUUAUUGUUCCAACUGGGUCGAUAUUGCAAUUAUGCUAAAAGCAUGUCACCUGAUGAUAUGGACUUUCUCAGAUGUAAAUCUAUAGAAAACUUAUUUCCACCAAAGACGGCAAUUUAAGUAUCUCGUUGUUGAUUUUUAAACCAGAUCAGUCGACGGGAACUGAGUGGGUUAUGAUGCCUUUGUACAUUCAAAUAAUUGUAUUGAUUUAUUGUUCCUAUUUUUUUUCUGCUCUGAUUUGUUGUAUUUUAUUAUUGUAGACUGCAACCCAUAUACCAAUUGAAAAUAAAAGGCCUUUACUAAUUUAA